AUCGGCAACGUUCUCAUGUGCUCGAUGACUGAAAAUUGAGAUGCUUUUCCAAGUUUCUAUCUACUUUCAGGUUGUUUUUGAAGAUUUGGUUGGUUGGGGAAUAGAAGUGUUUCAGAAUGAAGAUGAAGAUGAAGAUGUGAUUGCUGGUGUGACAGACUGUACGCCGUACUCUGUUUCGGUGCAUCAAGAACUAUGUGGGGUGGAGAUGCUAGACUUAUUAAUUAUUUCCCCUCACUGAAAGUCGAAACCAACUCACUUCUUUACUAUUCCGAUUGACCUUAUCGUCGCCCAUUUGUCACUGAUCUUUCUCACUGAUCUUUCUUGUCCAUUGUGAUAUGAAAGAUCGUCCAAUGGAUUGCCACAAACAUUGGAGGAACUAAUUAAUAAGUUGCACUCCAGAGAGAAAUUUGUCAUGAUGGGGCUUUCUACGCUAUUGCAAUCAAAAAUUCAACUCCUCAUUGCUACCAACUCAAUCUUUUUACCGCCAUGACCUCUCCCUCUCCCUCUCCUGAUGAGAUUUUCGAUAAUUGGAGUGGAAUAAAAGAAGAUGAUUUCUCCAAAACUAUAUACGAGACGUUUGGACUAUCCAGCGAUGAUAAUUAUGUAUAUCGCGCUGAAUCAUUCGCCAUGACAUUAUCACAAAUUCAAGAAACCACUAGUACGGGAAAAUUAAAGUAUCACUACAAAGAUCAUGGCAAGGUUGUUCAGAUACCACUCGCAGACAUCGAUGCCUAUACUUCGAUAUUCUCUUCCAAGACUGAUACAUCUAAAGCUCUAGUAGCAUUCUCCUCCAACGCAAAGAAAGGUUCACCUCGAGAAUGGGUUGCGAAUUACCUUCAAUCUCACCGAAUGGCACCUUCAUAUAAGAUACCGAAAGCCAAAGCACAAAUAAAUCCAUACUACGAUAUUUGGGCCCAUACAUGUCAGAUGGUAUCUUUCCUUGGACCGCUUCCCGAUGCACAUUAUGCGGCUCCUGCCGCCUCAAAAAUGACUCAUCCUGUUCUCCCUGUUCUGUACCAUCAUUUUGGAUGUGUCGUACCAUCUUACGAUUCUCUUUACAUAAUAUCUCAACUUGUGGAAGAGUCAAAAGUCGAUGGAGUUAUUGAUAUGGCAAGUGGAAGUGGAUAUUGGACAUAUAUGUUACGCCGAAUGAAGGUGAAGGUCAACGCUGUUGAUAACAUGGCAAGUGAAUAUAGAAUUAUGUGGAUACCUGAUACUGAAAAGACAGAUGGGGUGGAGUAUUUGAGGAAGAAUGCUGGAGGAAAGAAUAAAAUUUUAUUAAUGGUAUACAUGAUUACAGCUGGGACAUUUACGAAACGGGUGUUGAACGCUUAUAAAGGGAAUACAAUUGUGGCAGUCGGAACACAAAACGCGAAUCGAUACACAGGAUUUAGCGACUGUGGUAUGGAAGAGUGGUUUCAGAAGGAGAUGAAUGAUUGGGAGCUCACUUGUAGGAUCGCAAUGCCAAGUUUCGCAGGAAAGGAUGAAGGGAUGUUUGUAUGGAAGAGGAGGCUUUUAUGAGGUUUAUGAAAAUUGGUGAGGGUAUGGAACUGGGCGAAACAUAUGGUGGAUGUUGAUAUUUGAUGGGAUAGAAAUGUAUUGAUGUCAUAGAGGCAUUCCAUUCGAUACUGGUAUCGAUCAUGCUUCUGCGAUGAAUAUUUGUAUGAUCCUUGGACAGUUGGUAUUAUUCUCAUAUAAAUUUUCUGAUCUGCUAUCAAAAUAGCUUGUAAGAGUUCUGACUUC
Molecule: messenger RNA, 1743 nt
Organism: Botrytis porri
Lineage: Eukaryota; Fungi; Ascomycota; Leotiomycetes; Helotiales; Sclerotiniaceae
Exons: 2
Coding region: 487-1521 (344 amino acids)
Source: RefSeq, a predicted model, not a curated record